GACAAAUUGAAUUCGGUUUUGUUUUUUAUUUUUUAAAAAAUAUUUUUCAACAACAAUGAAUCAUUUAGUAUCGAAUAAGAUUGUUAAAAAUGAUAAUGGUAAUGUACAACAACAACAACAACAGAAAAUUGAUGAACUGGUAUCAAAUUCAUCAACACCAUCACAUUCAUCGUCGAUUAGUCGAACUCAAAGUUCGAGUUCAACUAGUUUUAUUGCAACAUCACAUACAAAUUGUUCACGAUCAUUAUCGUUGGUUGAUUCAAUUGAAUUUAAAUUUGAUGGAAACAUUAGUAAAAAUGCAUUAGCUCUUGGUGAUUGUGAUAAUGAUGAGAAAAAUGAAUUGGUUAUCGGCACUUUGAAUGGCGAAUUAUUGAUCUAUAAAAAUGAUUGCAAAAAUCCUCAAGCAUCGACUAAAGAUCUUGGAAUGGUUGCAUGUAUAUUGGUUGGUGAUAUUUUGAAUGUUGGAUCGAAUUACAUCAUCUCAAUCAGUAUUGAAGGCUAUUUAAAAAUAUUUCACAUGUAUUAUGAUAGUCAAAUUGAUCUUCUUAAUCAAUCAAACGAUUCGGCCAUAAGGCGUCAGCCAAAAUUUUCCAAUUCAUCAUUACAAUUAUCAAAUAUGAAACUACCACCAACCAUUUCGGAUAAUGAAGUGUAUUCAUCGACAACUAAUUUGGUUCUCGUUCACACCCAACAAAUGCAAUCGAAUACUAUGUGUGCUUUAUUAGUUGAUUUUGAUCAUGAUGAUAAACAAGAAUUAUUAGUGGCACUCAGUGACCGUGUUGUUCGCUGCUAUCGUGCCGUUAAUUAUAAUGAAGAAAUCAAACUAAUCGGUCUUUAUAAAUGGGAAUUUUCCGAUCAAAUUGGUUCAAUUACUUUACAUCAUUCAUUCGAUUCGAAUACCGGUGAUUCAUAUCUAAUGAAUGAUGAUAAUAAAAGUAACAAUUCAUCAACAGAAGAUAAAAAAUCCAUUUGUAAAAAUAGAAUUUGCGUACUUGUCUCACAAUUUGGCGGUGUUUUUGCCAAAAUCACCUGUUGCGAACAUCUGGCUGCUGCUGAUGCUGAAAAUGAUGAUGAUCAUGUUAAAAAUAAUGAUGAAAUUGAACCUAUAUCAGUGGAAUAUUGUGAUACUAUUGUUCAAUAUACUAGAAAUCGACAGACUAGUGCUGAAAUUCUUUCCAAUAUUCGUCGAAUUGAUUCCAAUGAAAACCUGAUAGCAUUAGCCACUCAUGAUGGAACAUUGAUACUUCUUGAAAGUGAUCAAAAAACUAUUAAAUGGCAUCUUCAACUUGAACAUCCAAUUCUUUCGCUACAUAAACAUGAUUUAAACAAUGAUGGCUCAGAUGAAUUAAUCAUUACCGUUUGGAAUGGACUUGUCUAUAUCAUCGAUUUAGAUGGCAAUAUAAUUACUUGUCAUUUUAAUCAACCAAUCAAUGCUUUUACCGUUGGUCCAUUUUAUCUCAAUGAUAAUCUUGAACAGAUUGAUUGUUUUGUAUAUACAACAUUUACUAAUUCUGUUCAUUUAUUCUACAAUAUUGAUUCCACUUUAUUCAAUAAUAUCGAUAUGAUGGAUGAUUAUCCAUUGGAAGGAUAUAUUCGAAAACAUAGACCAGAACUUUAUAAACAAAUGGAAAAUUUGUUGAAAAAAUUGAAUAAUGAUAAUGGAAACAACCAAUCGAACAAACAAUUGAAAAUGUCACCAGAUUUAAUACAUACACUUCUUUAUGAAAUUCCAUUUCAAUGAUGAUUAAUGAAUCAC
Molecule: messenger RNA, 1756 nt
Organism: Dermatophagoides farinae (American house dust mite)
Lineage: Eukaryota; Metazoa; Arthropoda; Arachnida; Sarcoptiformes; Pyroglyphidae
Product: KICSTOR complex protein ITFG2
Biological process (GO): regulation of TOR signaling
Cellular component (GO): KICSTOR complex
Molecular function (GO): protein binding
Source: RefSeq, a predicted model, not a curated record